This is a messenger RNA of Zalophus californianus (California sea lion), 2051 nucleotides long. It is a transcript of the gene AICDA, whose product is annotated as activation induced cytidine deaminase. Gene Ontology annotation, biological process: cytidine to uridine editing; DNA cytosine deamination; defense response to virus. The transcript is spliced from 5 exons. The coding region runs from base 45 to 677 and encodes 210 amino acids. The record is from RefSeq and is a predicted model, not a curated record. Gene Ontology annotation, molecular function: RNA binding; cytidine deaminase activity; zinc ion binding. Gene Ontology annotation, cellular component: cytoplasm; nucleus; P-body. Lineage: Eukaryota; Metazoa; Chordata; Mammalia; Carnivora; Otariidae.
CCAGACAGAGUCAGUGAAGCAGCAGGAAUUGAGGCAAGCCUCCCAUGCCCAAGACUAAGAAAGACACUCUGGAAUCCACUAUGGACAGCCUCCUGAUGAAGCAGAGGAAGUUUCUUUACCAUUUCAAGAAUGUCCGCUGGGCUAAGGGUCGCCAUGAGACCUACUUGUGCUACGUGGUGAAGCGGCGGGAUAGCGCCACCUCCUUUUCACUGGACUUCGGUCACCUUCGAAACAAGUCCGGCUGCCACGUGGAGUUGCUCUUCCUCCGCUACAUCUCCGACUGGGACCUGGACCCUGGCCGGUGCUAUCGCGUCACCUGGUUCACCUCCUGGAGCCCCUGCUACGACUGUGCCCGGCACGUGGCCGACUUUCUGAGAGGGUACCCCAACCUCAGUCUGAGGAUCUUCACUGCGCGCCUCUACUUCUGCGAGGACCGCAAGGCUGAGCCAGAGGGGCUGCGGCGGCUGCACCGCGCGGGCGUCCAGAUCGCUAUCAUGACCUUCAAAGAUUAUUUUUAUUGCUGGAAUACUUUUGUGGAAAAUCGUGAAAAAACUUUCAAAGCCUGGGAGGGAUUGCACGAAAAUUCCGUUCGACUAUCCAGACAGCUUCGACGCAUUCUUUUGCCCCUGUAUGAGGUUGAUGACUUACGAGAUGCAUUUCGUACUUUGGGACUUUGAUAUCAACCUCCAAGAAUGUCACUUACAAUUAACCACCUCUGAAGACAGUGGGUAAAAGGACAAUCUUUCAAGAAUUGUUUUUCUUCAACUCUCAUUUUCUUAAGAGUUUAGAGAGAAAAUAUUCAUUACAGGACUUUGUAAAAAAAAACCGUCUUGAAAGUACAGAAGGAACACAGGCCCACCAGGGAAAUGCUGCAACCGGUGCAGCUUUUAGUGCAACAACGCCCCCUAUUGGGAAAUGACAGAAUUGCAGGGCCUGGGAGUACCUAAAGUGUCCUGUUCUAUGACUGAGGGAGGAAACAAAAGGUAAAUCUGUAAAAGCAUGGUGAGAAGAUCAAAUGAAAUGUUUAUAUAAUAUGUAUCCUUUAUUAUUUGAUUCAUAUGGAGUUUUCAAUGAUAUCAGUGAUAGAUUUUUCUACUCUUUUCCUUCGGGGUUCACUUUCAAGUGAACAAACUUGUACCAGUCCAUGGUCUAUACAGAACCUCCUAAUGAAAAGAUCUGGGUGAUUGUAACCCCAAAACAUCUUCUCAAGGCAUUAAUAUCUAAGCAUGUACUGUAUGUUUUCAUUGUCUGAGGUAUGUUUUUAUGUUUGUACAUAAGACAAUUUUUUUCUUGGUAUGAAAUAUGCAUGAUCACCUUCAGGCUAUUUUAUAAUAAAGGAUCUUAAAAUAAAUGAGGACUGUGAAGAAGACACUCUAAAAGUUAGCUGAUGCCUCAGUUAAGACAUCUGGAAACAUAGAUCCUUUUAAAGAGGUCCAUAGGUCAGAAACCACAACCAUAAAUUUCACAUUUAAUUAGGUAACACUUGGAAAGGACUUGCUUCAAUGUUGAGAAAAGAAAAAUCUGUUCAAGUUAGAACAAUGUCAACCACGCCAACAUUUCUGACUUUUUCUAUGUAUGCAAUGCUCCUCUCAAAGAAAUGUUCACCAUGUAGGAGAGUGUGACAAAAAGAGAGUAAACAUUUGGAAAGGAAGGAUCACAGAGCAUUCAUUAGAAAGAAAUAGUGUUUUCUCCAGCAAAAUGUAGGGAGCCAACAUGGCAGAAAGUGCCUCUUUGUAACAACUCUCCUUGACUAAGAAAAAUAUUCAAAAAUAACCUUAUCACUGUGCAAUUAUUACCUAGCAACCUUGCAAUACAGAUUAAUAGAUCUGCAAGACAAGUUGAAUGCACAAUUGCGUUGUUUUACAACUACAAAUGGGUGCCAGGACCAAUCAAUAGGAGAAAGAAUAAUCCUUUGCAAGAAACUGUGCUGGGACAACUGGAUAUCUAUAUGCAAAAGAAUGAAUUUGUAUCUCUUACCACACACCACAUGCAGGAACUAAAACUAUAAAACCCUUAGAAGGAAACAUAGGUGGAAAUCUUCACGACCUUGG